UGAUCAACUGUCAAAUAUGAUUAUUUAUCUGUCACUCACACUUUUUGUUUUGGGAGGGAAAGUUUUAAAAUAAAACUGAGUGUUUCAUUCGUCUUUGUUUUUAAUGUGUACUAAUCAAUUAAUUAUAAGGCAAUGUAAUCAGCAUAUUUGCUCUUUUAGAUUCAAACAUGAAUUCGUUUAAAAUAUGCAAUGCUACUGAGCUAUGGCAGAGAGAGACUAACCUGCCGUCUGUAGCAACCUUCAGCCAAAAUUUAGAUAAUAUGUUAGGUACAGCUGGAGUGCAAUUAGGAAGCAUUACUGAACUACUAGGAUUGCCUGGUUCUGGUAAAACUCAAUUAUGUUUACAACUAUGUGCGUCAGUCCAAAUACCAAAAGAACUAGGUGGACUUGAUGCAGAGGCAUUAUACAUAGAUACUAAUACUCACUUUACAAUAUCAAGAUUUCGAGAAAUCCUAAGUGCAAGUCUACUCCGAUGCCAAAAUAUACUGGAAGAACCACUACAGGUCACAGAAGAUGAAGCUCUGGACAAACUACAUUAUGUGAAUGCUUUCGGUCUUGAGAAGUUCUGCGCUUUUAUGUAUAUGCUGCCUAAAUUUAUUGCAGAACAUCCAAAUGUGAGACUAAUAGCUGUAGACUCAAUUUCAUAUCCUUUCAAAGAGGGUAUAUCUACAAAGCAGAGAACUGGACUACUGUUCAGAUUGAUGGCAGAUCUGCAGAGGCUAGCUGUGGAAAAUCAAAUAGCUGUAGUAUUAACAAACGAGAUGAGUACUCGCGUGGGAUUAUCGACUGGCGCCGUUGUAGGCUCGCUGGGCGAUGCGUGGGCGCACCGCUGCAACACCCGCGUCUUGCUCUCCACACCGCACUUACAUACUGAUGUCAGUGAUGGUACUCACAGGCUCGCCUUGUUGCUCAAGAGUAAUGUUGCUGCAAGUUCUGUCGCUCCGUUUCAGGUAAUGUAUGAAUUCAAUGUCGUAGGUACCGAUAAUGAUUUUAAGAGUAUGUUGGGUUAUGCGAUGGGAGUUGGGAGUAAUGGGUCAAUGACCGGUUGCAAGUUUGCUUUCUAAAGGUUGUUCCUAUGAUAUAGUUACGAAUUAUCGUCGUUCACGUUUCACUACUCUCUCUCACUCUGUUUUUCAAUGCCUAGUUCUCAAAACGUGCGCCCUAGGUACCUACUCUAUAUCAAUUUAACUCUUCUGACAUAUUUAACUACUAAGGGAACUAUAGGCAUAUGGAUAGGGUCAGGUAACAUUCUUUCGUAUUUGUUUAUUUUUCUCAAACCUUGAUCUCGUAAUGUUCGUUACGUUCUCAAUUUUAACUACACCUACUACAUGUUAUUUAUACCUUUACCUGAAUUGGGUAUUGGGAACAUUGAACAGAUUUAUAACUUUGACUUUAUGGCUUAAUUAACCGUCUUGAUAAAGAUUUAUGAUCUGAUGCAAAUAUUUAAGAGAAUUGCCGAUAACGUUGGCCGUUUUCCCGUUUGCGAUCUUUGCCUAAUUUUGUUAAAAUAAGAAGGAAAUGUAAACUUAAAAUCUUAAAUGUUUAAAAGGAAAACAUUAUCCACUGCCACGAUUUUGUGUACCGUAAAACGGGGUGAAUAGAGGGUUUUUUGGGGUGGAUAGAAACAGAGUUUUUA
Trichoplusia ni (cabbage looper) is the source of this 1636-nucleotide messenger RNA. Its product is annotated as DNA repair protein RAD51 homolog 3. Gene Ontology annotation, cellular component: Rad51C-XRCC3 complex; replication fork; Rad51B-Rad51C-Rad51D-XRCC2 complex. Bases 168 to 1064 code for a protein of 298 amino acids. Lineage: Eukaryota; Metazoa; Arthropoda; Insecta; Lepidoptera; Noctuidae. Gene Ontology annotation, molecular function: ATP binding; crossover junction DNA endonuclease activity; ATP-dependent DNA damage sensor activity. The transcript has 6 exons. Gene Ontology annotation, biological process: DNA repair; meiotic DNA recombinase assembly; reciprocal meiotic recombination. The record is from RefSeq and is a predicted model, not a curated record.